This is a messenger RNA of Talaromyces stipitatus ATCC 10500, 2754 nucleotides long. Its product is annotated as lipase/esterase family protein. Bases 1 to 2754 code for a protein of 917 amino acids. Lineage: Eukaryota; Fungi; Ascomycota; Eurotiomycetes; Eurotiales; Trichocomaceae. Gene Ontology annotation, molecular function: hydrolase activity. The transcript is spliced from 4 exons. The record is from RefSeq and is a predicted model, not a curated record.
AUGCCUCUGACUACAGCUUGCGUCGGGGUCAGUGUGAUCCCGACAGUAUUAUCGACAUGGUUUUCUCAUUACCUCGACAGAAAAACCCGACACCUAAAACCCACCGCUCACAUAUCCUACGAUGAAGGUCUCAAUGUCGUCCGAGCAUUUCUAAAACAUGCUGCGCAUCAUACCGUUGAGGAUUUACAGUCAUUCACCGCGCAAAAAAUUCCAUCACCGACAUGGGUCAAAGUCAAGGAACAAGUUGUCCCAAACGAACACCUAUCCAAAGCCGCUGAUCACGUCAAUGCGCAAUUGGGUGAGAGGGGAAUUAAACGCGUUGGGGGAAAGACAUGGUGGCAAUGGCGCGUUCAGCAGGGAGACUUAAAAUGCGAAUGGAUUGAGAUGAAGAGCGACUAUCGGGCGAGGAGACAAGCGAACGGGCAUUGUAAGCGGGUCAUGUUGUAUGUGCACGGUGGUGCGUACUUUUUCGGUACUGCAUAUCGUUUAUCGCCGCAAUUUCCAUUUCCUUGUGGAUUGCAAGACUGCCUGGCAGCAUAUCUUUAUCUACUCACUAUGCAAGACCCAACAGAGAUCAUUUUGGCUGGUGACUCCGCUGGUGGUGGCAUGGUCCUUGCUAUGCUAGUCAUCCUUCGUGACCAGGGUAUUCCACUACCCGCCGGCGCGAUUCUCAUCUCUCCAUGGGCAGACCUGACACACUCCUUUCCAUCUGUCGCAAAAGCAAGCAACCUGGAUUACAUCCCCGAGCAUGGCUUUAUGCAUCGUCCUUCCCGCAGCUGGCCACCACCGAACUCGGACGAUUUGGCAUAUAUGUAUCAGGAUGCCCAUAACAAAGAGGCACUGAAUCACAAAGUCGAGAAUCAUCAACAAACAAAUGGAGCCCAGAAGACAAACGAUGACCAACAAACUGCAAUUCAAGGAUUUGCCGUGCGAGAAGGAGAUAUCAAAACCGCCGACCAUACAUAUCCUGGCCUGCACACUGGUAUUGAUCGAGUCACAACGGCGGAUAUCGGAACGAUUCAAGCAGACAAUGUGGUCGUGCAAAUGGAAGACAAUACCGUCGUUGAAAUCAAGGAUCAGAUUCAAAUGUAUGCUCCGAAUCAGAUGCUGACGCAUCCACUAGUAUCACCGGUGUUGCAACCUUCUCUUGGCGGUUUGCCGCCAUUGCUGAUAUUGACUGGUGGUGGGGAACUGCUUCGGGAUGAGCAGAUCUACCUGGCACACAAGGCAGCAGACCCAAUGGCUUACCUUCCGGCUGAUAUCUUUCUGGACGAACAUGAUCCUGAUAGAACGAUAAUACACAAGUAUGGACCAACGAACGUACAGUUACAAGUCUGGGAUGAUCUAUGCCAUGUGGCUCCUACUUUGAGUUGGACAAGACCGGCGAAGUUCAUGUAUCGAUCAAUUGCACAAUUCGGUGCAUGGGCUUUGGCACAUGCUCAACACGAGGACAUUGAUAUUCCUGAAGAUGACGCUUCUUCCAUCUCGAGUGAAUCGUCUUCAACCUCGGACAAUGAAGAGCCGACAGCAUCUGUAGGAGUAGCAGGAGACCCCUUGCCACCUUUCCGAAAACACAUGAUCCGACAAAGAGUUGAUAGACACGGCAUGGUAUACCAUCUAGAUCCACCUUCCUCCUUGCCAGCUCUUCAACAACCGCGUGAAAAAGUCGGCGCCUUAAAUCCUCCAAUCGUCAAGAAAUGGUUGAGCGCGAAGAAAGCGUGGGACGAGCGGUUUGCGAAGGAGAAACUUACCGUCCAACGUCGUCGGCUCAAAGAAUUUGAAAAGGGAUAUCUUGGAUUUGAUGGUGAACUUCCUCCUGCAUGCUCUAUGGCUAGUAGACGUAUGGAGGAGGAUCUUGCUCCUGCCAAAGUACGCAAGAGCUACGGUAUGAUGAUGUGGUCCCUUCUUGGUAGUAAACACGACAAGGAGAUUAUCACAAGGGAAGCAAAGGAAGACACUAUCCCGCAUGUCAGCAAUGUACCAUCGGAAGGUAAGGAGGGUCAGGGUGAUACGGACAUCGUCGCGCAGAAGACGAGGACAUCACGAAAGAGAAGCAUCUCAAAACCAGAUCGUGGUAAAUUGGCUCCUCCCCCUGCGGAUGAACGUUCUCGAAGUCGACCUAGGAAUCGAUCACGGAUUGUCAGUGAUGCCGGCCAAGCGAAGGAACUCGAGGUCGAUCAUUCUUCACACCCAGCAUUGAGGUCAGGCACAUCUACACCUGUGAUACUGAUUCCUGGAGUUGAUACCAAUGACGAUUCCCAAUCUGGAAAUAAAACAACGGACAACGCAAGUACAAUGACACUCCUCAACGCUGACGGUGUUCUCACCACGACAGAUGCAUCAACCAUGAAAUCUUCUGACCUGCACUCUCUAUCAUUAAGCGAACAAAACGGCAGUGCCACGGCUACGAUAUCCGACAGUGGGCCUUAUACUCCGAGCAUAAUAACCACGGAUGCCGCGCCGGAUUUCACGAUGAACGAAUCAAACGCUAGUACAAUCGCUCUUCGACAUGUUCCUUAUAUUUUGAAAAAGGAGCAAGAGCACGAUGCCGAAAAGAGCGAAGUUGAAAUUCAGACGAGAUCGAGCACAGUAGACGAAGUUUCGCCACAUGCCGAAUGCGACACUACCAACGGAGAAACACCCAACGCUAGCGCAUAUGAGGCUAAAGAGGCGUUUCCAUUCUCGGAGAAGGAGGAGAGACCUCAGAUGCCUGAUCGGGAGGAGUUUGUGACUGCUGAAGAGAUUCAGUCUUGA